GUGCGGAGAGCUGUCAACAUGGCCGCCGACAGCAGUCUGGAGUUUCUCAAAAGUGUUAAAGGAGUGAUUUUGGACAUGUGUGGAGUUCUGUAUGACAGUGGAGAAGGAGGAGGACGAGCCAUACACGGCUCUGUGGAAGCGGUGAAGAGGUUGAUGGACUCUGGGCUGAUGCUGCGUUUCUGCACUAAUGAGACUCAGAACACGCGUGAGAGAUUCGUGCAGAAGCUGCGUGUGAUGGGUUUCGACAUCAGUGUCAGUCACGUGUUUUCACCCGCACCGGCUGUAGUGCAGAUCCUACAAAAGAGACACCUGCGGCCACACCUGCUGGUGCACGACGAUCUGAUCCCAGAGUUUGAUGGUGUGGACACCAGUUCCCCUAACUGUGUGGUCAUUGGAGACGCGGCAGAGAAAUUCUCCUACCAGAACCUGAACGAAGCCUUCCGUGUUCUGAUUGGCCUGGAGAAACCGGUGCUGUUCUCAUUGGGACGAGGACGCUACUAUAAGGAGACGGACGGCCUGAAGCUGGAUGUGGGUGUGUACAUGAAGGCACUGGAGUACGCAUGUGAUGUCCAGGCUGAGGUGGUGGGAAAACCUUCAUCAGAGUUCUUCAAAACAGUCCUCAAUGACAUGAACCUGCAGCCGCAUGAGGUUGUGAUGGUGGGUGAUGAUCUGGUCAAUGAUGUAGGAGGAGCUCAGAGCUGCGGGAUGAAGGGUCUUCAAGUCAGAACUGGGAAAUACAGGCCGAGUGAUGAGUGUGACCCGAGUGUGAGAGCAGAUGCGUAUGUGGAUGACCUCUCCGCUGCUGUGGACGCCAUAUUGACCAAUCGCUGAUCUAUAACUGAUGAUCACUGAUGCUGUACUGUAGCGCCUCUCAUGCAGAUGCACUGACGGAAUAACUGUGAAAGAGACUCAUAGUAGACCGGUUUAACUCAUUUCUCAAAUCUGUUUAGGUACGAGUUUUGAUAAGUGAUGUUCCUGUGUUUAUUAAAGCUGUGGUAAAAAAACCUUUGAGAAAUCCAUUCUGAGCUGAGUUUAUAACAGCAGAGGGCGCUCUAGGCUAGAGUUUAACAGGAGAGCGCGAUCUAGAGUGCCAUCUGCUGUUAAACUCUAGCCUAGAGCGCCCUCUGCUGUUAAACUCUAGCCUAGAGCGCCCUCUGCUGUUAAGCACUAGCCUAGAGCGCCCUCUGCUGUUAAACUCUAGCCUAGAGCGCCCUCUGCUGUUAAACUCUAGCCUAGAGUGCCCUCUGCUGUUAAACUCUA
Danio rerio (zebrafish) is the source of this 1260-nucleotide messenger RNA. It is a transcript of the gene lhpp, whose product is annotated as phospholysine phosphohistidine inorganic pyrophosphate phosphatase. Gene Ontology annotation, molecular function: inorganic diphosphate phosphatase activity; phosphatase activity. NCBI's taxonomy places the organism in Eukaryota, Metazoa, Chordata, Actinopteri, Cypriniformes, Danionidae. Gene Ontology annotation, cellular component: nucleus; cytoplasm. The record is from RefSeq and is marked provisional.